Molecule: messenger RNA, 2780 nt
Organism: Prosopis cineraria
Lineage: Eukaryota; Viridiplantae; Streptophyta; Magnoliopsida; Fabales; Fabaceae
Product: floral homeotic protein APETALA 2-like
Exons: 10
Coding region: 1093-2607 (504 amino acids)
Biological process (GO): regulation of DNA-templated transcription
Molecular function (GO): DNA-binding transcription factor activity; DNA binding
Source: RefSeq, a predicted model, not a curated record
CUGCUCGACGGCUCUCAAACAAUUUUUUAUUUUUUCCAAAUUUCCUUUCCCGAAUUACCCUCCUCUUCAUCCUUUAUUACUUUCCUUAUUUCGACCUCCUGUGGGUCCAGACAUGGUGAAAUUUAGUCAUCAUCUUUUCUUAUUCAAAAUAAAACAAAAGAAGGUGAAAGAUGGAAAUGGCCCAGGACGUGGCUGGAGAUGACUUGCGUGAGUCAUGAUGGGAAUGAUUAACGAUUACAAGGUAGGAAAAGGUAAAUUUGAGUUAUUAUCUAUCUUUUUGGAGUGCUUGCGCUGUCUAUUUCCAUUAGUGGGUAAUUUAGAAGGAGAGUGUGUAGACGGCAUGCUUUUCGAUUUGGUUAACGUGGGAAAGUUGUUUAAGAAAGAGAUGGUUCUUGCUUUCCCCGUUUUCCCUCCCCCUUGUAAGUUAUACCAUGGAGAAAAUAGGAAAAUAGUAAAUAGCAGGAGUGUAUUAAAUACAAAUCAACUUUUUUUUUUGAAGGGUAAUGUAAUUACAAAUCAACAUUUUUAAGAUUACAUGAAUGCAGCGAAAGGAAAUAAAGGAAACUUCACAGGGGUGAGAGGGAGGCGAGGGUGAAUUAUGAGGAGUCAUUGAAAAGAAAAGAGACGCCAGUGGCUAGAGAGAGAGAGAGAGAGGAGGAUGAUGGUGUGGAGGAGAAGGUGAGAUGCUUUCGGCUUAGCUCGCUGAGACUGGCCUCGUCUAUGCUGUAUUGGGCAGCUAGUGGGUAAACAAAGAUCUUCGAACAUCUCCUUCCUUUACUACCUUUUCGCAACACCAACCUCUUUUUAGCUCCCUCUCUUACCCGUCUUAGGUUUAAUUUUGCUUCUCUCCAUUCUCAAUUGUCGAGCAUCUCCAUUAUUUUAUUCACUCACGAAGGAGGAGGCUCACGGAAGGCGGAACAAGACACGCAAACUGUUUAAUUUUCUAUUUCCAAAGAAAAAGUUUUCUUUUUUCCCUUGUUUGAUGAUGUGAGAGUGGGAAUCAGAAAUCUGAGCUCCUUGCUCGAUUCUCAUCGUCAGUGCCUGCGCAGUCUCGUAGCUAGCUCAGAAGCUUAAAUCUUUGGUCAAAAAAGAAUGUGGGAUCUGAAUGAUUCGCCCGAUUGGCGGAGAAAGGACGAGGAAUCCGAAGGCUGUUCUUCCUUGAAAACGUCCAUGGACGGAGACGAGGACAAAGGGAAAAGGGUCGGAUCUAUGUCGAAUUCAAGCUCAUCUGCGGUGGUAAUCGAGGACGGGUCGGAAGAGGAGGACGGCGGGAGGAGCAGAACAUUGAAGAAGAAAAGCAGCACGAUAUUCGGGUUCUGUGUGACCCAGGACGAGUCCAUGGAUAGUGACCCUCCCGUGACCCGGCAGUUUUUCCCGGUGGAGGAGGAGGCGGAGGCAGUGUCUUCGGGCGGAGGGAGCGCGGCCUUCCCUCGGGCCCACUGGGUGGGCGUGAGAUUCUGUCAGCCGGAAGCAGUUGGCGGUGCUGGUGGAGGAGGAAAAUCAGUGGAAGUGUCGUCGCAGCCGAUGAAGAAGAGUCGGCGAGGACCGAGGUCAAGGAGCUCUCAGUAUAGGGGAGUCACCUUUUACAGAAGAACAGGUCGAUGGGAGUCACAUAUAUGGGAUUGUGGAAAACAAGUGUAUCUGGGUGGAUUUGACACGGCACAUGCAGCUGCUCGUGCAUAUGAUAGAGCGGCCAUUAAGUUCCGGGGAGUAGAGGCCGAUAUCAACUUCAACAUUGAAGACUACGAAGAGGACUUGAAGCAGAUGAGCAAUUUAACAAAGGAAGAGUUUGUGCACGUACUUCGUCGACAAAGCACUGGGUUCCCCAGAGGAAGCUCCAAAUAUAGAGGCGUCACUUUGCACAAGUGUGGAAGAUGGGAGGCUCGAAUGGGCCAAUUUCUUGGCAAAAAGUACGUUUAUCUUGGUUUGUUUGACACGGAGAUUGAAGCUGCGAGGGCAUAUGACAAAGCAGCUAUAAAAUGUAACGGCAAAGAGGCCGUCACUAAUUUCGAUCCCAGCAUCUACGAGAACGAGCUUAAUUCUGAAUCCUCGGGUAGCGCUGCGGAUCACAAUCUGGAUUUAAGUUUGGGCAAUUCGAGCUCAAAGCAAGGCAAUAGCCUGGCAUUGGGGAACGAUCAUCACCACAUGGCAUCCGAAUUUAGUUGGAGGAACAAUGGAGGAUUCAGGCCUAAGUUGACACUGCUGGACGGGCACGGCGAGAGUGAAGCGUUGAGGCUGGUGGGUCAAACCCAGCUUCAAUCUCCAGCACCCAGAGAAAUGCAAAGAUACGGUGCCUGCAGGACGUCUAGAGAGCCUCAAAUGCUCCACAGUUUUGCUCCAUCACAUCUUCACCCACCAAGUUUUCAAUGUGUUGUCCCUCUGGAAAUGCAGUUUCCGAGCAGCAGCAACGGAGGGCGUAUAGGGAGUGAUCUUUCACUGUCAAUGAGCGAGCAUCAUCAGCAAUCUGGGCCGCCGCCGCCUCCUCCUCAUCAGCCUCAUUAUAUAGCAGCUGCUGCAGCAUCAUCAGGAUUCCCAACGCAGAUUAAUAGACUUUCCCAAGGAUGGCUGCAGAAAAAUGGGUUUCACACCCUCACGAGACCCAACUGACCCCCACUUUAGGAUCUUGUCUGCCUAGCCAUGAUAAUCCUAUUUCUAAAUUCUAUUAAUCUCUAUCUUUUUUGUUUUUCUUUUUUUGGGGCUUACCAUGCCCACGUUAAUCACACACUGGGAUUUGAGCGUGUAAAAAAUGGUUGCAGUUCUAGAGUUAGAUUCUUUCUUCA